This is a messenger RNA of Strongyloides ratti, 1227 nucleotides long. Its product is annotated as Trafficking protein particle complex subunit 13. The record is from RefSeq and is a predicted model, not a curated record. NCBI's taxonomy places the organism in Eukaryota, Metazoa, Nematoda, Chromadorea, Rhabditida, Strongyloididae. The transcript has 4 exons. Gene Ontology annotation, cellular component: TRAPPIII protein complex. The coding region runs from base 1 to 1227 and encodes 408 amino acids.
AUGAGUGACAAUUUAAGGGAAGAAUUAUUGUCAUUAAGAGUUAUGCGUCUUGCUAGACCUAAAUUAAAUGAAAGCCUUACACUUCCACUAGAUCCAUGUGAUGAUAUAUCAAAUGAGCUUCAUAAAUCUUUAAGGAUAAUAACGGGCCAAGAAAAUUUAGAAUUACCAAUUGGAUCAUAUUUAUUAGUUCCACAAACAUUUGAUAGUAUUUAUCUAGAAGUAUGUUCAAAAGUACAACUCCAAACUAAAACGCAAAAAAUUUUGUUAAAUUCAAAACUUAAUGAUAUAAAUGCUGAACUUCCAUCUAAAAAACAACUAGGUCAAGUAAUAUCAUAUGAAGUAAAAGAAACAGGUCAACAUAUAUUAGUUUGUGAAGUUAAUUAUAAAACACAAAAUGGUGAAAGAAUGUAUUUUAGAAAACAUUUUAAGUAUCUUGUUAAUAAACCAAUUGACGUCAAGACUCGCUUUUAUAAUGCGGAAGAUAAUUUAAAUAAUGAUGUUUAUCUUGAGGCACAAGUGCAAAAUACAUGUUGUAAUCCAAUUGUUUUAGAAAAAGUUGUUCUUGAUCCAUCUGAAUUUUAUCAAAGCUGUGAAAUUAAAUCAGCAACAAAGCCUUUAUCAAGCAUAUCUAAAUUAUCAGAUACAUUUAGAAAUUUUAAUAUUUCAACAAUAGAAUGUCCCCCAAAAACAAAGGGCAAAAAUAAUGAUAAUAUUUUUCUUCUUCCCCGUGAAAUCCGUCAAUAUUUAUAUCGUCUUACUCCAAAAAUGCACAAACAUUCAAUGCAUCAAUAUCGUGGUGUAACAACUAUUGGUAAACUUGAUAUGGCUUGGCGAUCACAUAUGGGUGAACGUGGACGAUUGCAAACUAGUCAACUUCAAAGAAUGGCUCCUGGUUAUGGUGAUAUUAGACUGAUAAUUCAAUGUAUCCCAUCAAACAUAAAAUUAAGGGUACCUUUUGAGAUAAUAUGCCGUUUAUACAAUUUUUGUGAAAGAAAUUUAGAUUUAUACUAUGAUGUUAUAAAUCUCCCUAAAGCUGGCCUUGAAUUUUGUUGCUUAAAUGGAGUACAUUUAGGUCAAAUAUCCCAAAAUAAAACUGUUGAUUUUAAAUUGACUGUUCUUCCUGUUUUACCUGGGUUUCAAUAUCUUUCUGGAAUUCGUGUAACUGAUGGAUUUUUAAAUAGAUUAUAUGAAUUUGAUGAAAUUUCAAAUGUUUUUGUUAAUGAAUAG